CCUCCUCAGAGUGCGGCGGGCGCUCCGCUGCCGAGCAGGGCUCGCCUUGCCGCCCGAGCCGCCCCGCCGCCCGCACCGCUGACCCGACGGACGGAGCCGAGCUGGGGCCGCCGCUGCCGCCGCCCCCUACGGCGGGAGCUCUGGCGGGGAGGAGAGGCCGGGCUGCCGGGGGCCGAGGGAAUUUCCACAAUGGCGAAGAGGGAAGAUGGUAAUUGUGCUGUUGAUCAGAAUGCAAGUCAGAACAUCAUGCCAAGAAGAAAUAUAGGAAAUCUUAACUACUUGAAUGUGGAUAUGCAAGUCACCAAUCCACCAGAAGCAGCUGCACUUUUUGAUUUACAUCAAGCACACCAUUUUGGUGAGUUUGAACACUCUUCAGAACAGCACUGCAAGCAGGAUCUGUUCCCUAAGUGGCACUUGCCAAUGAAGAUAGCAUCUGUGGUCUCAUUAUUAAUAUUUAUUUAUACUUCUAUGAGAGAUGUCAUAUAUCCUUUUAUAACCAGAAAGGAAAAUGUUUUCUAUAAAAUUCCAAUCCUUGUCAUAAACAAAGUUUUACCAGUGGUUUCAAUUACCCUUUUAGCACUAGUAUAUUUACCAGGAAUAUUAGCUGCUGGUUUCCAACUGUACUUUGGCACCAAGUAUAAAAGAUUUCCCCAGUGGCUGGAUAGAUGGAUGUUAUCAAGGAAACAAUUUGGACUUCUCAGUUUCUUCUUCGCUUCAAUGCAUGCCUGCUAUAGCCUGUGCUAUCCAAUGAGAAGAUCAUACAGAUACAAGCUGCUGAACUGGGCAUUCCAGCAGGUCAAACAAAAAAAAGAAAAUGCUUGGAUUGAACACGAUGUUUGGAGAAUGGAGAUUUAUGUGUCUCUAGGAAUUCUGGGACUUGCUUUGCUGGCCUUGUUGGCAAUAACAUCAAUUCCAUCUGUCAGUCACUCUUUGACUUGGAGAGAGUUCCACUACAUUCAGAGCAAGAUGGGAUAUGUAGCUUUGCUCCUAUGCACCGUUCACGCACUGGUGUUUGCUUGGAAUAAGUGGGUCGAUGUUAACCAAUUUAUCUGGUAUACACCACCUUCAUUUAUGAUAGCAGUUUUUCUUCCUAUUGUAGUUCUGCUUUGUAAAUGUAUACUGCUCCUCCCAUGUUUUAGGAAGAGGAUAAGAAAGAUUAGAUGUGGUUGGGAAGCUAACACACAAACCAAUCAAACCAGCAUGACUUCCAGACUGUAGAUCAAAUAUGAAUAUUUCCUAUGUAUGUAUGUAAAUAUGCUCAAGGCCACGAAAUAUUCUCUCAUGAGCUCUGUUUUCACAUUUUCUAUAGAUGUUUCUUUUUCACUUUUCAUUUUGACUUCAGGAGUAUGGCAUACUUGAUGCAAUUUUGACUUUUUCUAAGACAGAAGAUGGAAACAUUUCUUUUACACUUUAAUCUGUGUUUUGGUAUUUGAUCAUUUCUUUCUUCUGACUCACUGCUUCUAAAAUCCAAGGGUUUCAUUGUCUCAAUCCUAAUUCUUUUGUAGGCAAAAACAAACAUAAAUCAUUGCUCCAGAUGACCACACAAAGUAAAAAAAUUAUUACAGCACAGAACCCAGGAAUGCUUUCUGCUUCAUGUAUUCCUUUGUUAAAUCUCAGUAUUAUAAUGGGACAAAAACCAUUCCCCCUUAUCACCUGCGUCCUAUGUUACAGUCUCCAGAAUGGGGACCUUGGCACAUGAGCCAGACAGAAACUGUGUAUUCCCUCCAGGUCUUGAACUUAGACAAUUGGGCGAGCAGAAUUUCAGGGAACUUUACAAGGUAAAUAUAUCCUGAGGCUUGGGCACAGUUUAAAAAAAGAGUUUUUAAACUCAGAUCUCCCUCUUAUGCAGGACUAGGUGUGUCUCUGUUUACUUGAAACCAUAAAACAUUUCCCAUUUUUUAUUCCAUGAACACGUUCUUUUGUUUUUGAUGCUGGAAAUUUUCCAUGUUUUUGACCUAAUCCUGCAGCCCAUGACACGUGCUAAACUUUAUUCACACAAAUUAUUCCAGUGGGAUAACUCAGGUCAGGUAAAUGUGUUUUGCUGUUUACUCUAGGGCCAGCACAAUUGUGUGACUAGAAGAAAAACAUUAAAAAUAGACAUUUGAACCUUGCCAUUGAUUUGGUGAGAUUUCCAUGUAAAAUGGCUUCCAAAUGCAUUUGCUUUUGCAGAAAUUUUCAUAAUAACUUUAAUAAGCUCAUUAAACCUCACUUUCCCUAUGUUACAUUGGUCUGGCUGAAUUUUUAAAUGAAUAAUUAAUUUGUUAGUAUCUGUUUUAAAAUAUGUUAUUCAGUAGUAAUUAUUGUCAGCGAUCAUCAGGAAUAUUUCUGCCAGUCUCCCUGAAGGAGCUGACUACGAUGUGGACUGUUGCUGCCACCUAUUGCUGGAAUCAUCUGAAUGAGAAUUGUAAUUGGUAAUGGCUCUGGUAUUAAAACAAACAGGAAAACAAUGUAUGCCUAAUAUAUGGUGCUAAUGAUUCCGUUGUACCUUUGUGGACUUUUACACUGAGAAUAAAUAACAGGCAAAUUAAAUAGAUACGGGGAUAUUACAUUUUGCAUUUCCCUGGUUAUUACAAGUUGAUUAUUGCAACUUAAAAGUUGGCCUUAUUUGCACAUAAUAUAGCACUGUGAAAAUAAGUGGGGACAUGGUGGCCUGUAUAAUAUAGAGUGAAAUGAGUGGCAUUGUGUAUCAAACCAGUAAUGCAUGACAGAGGCAAAAACUCUAAAAUACAGGAAGCUAGUCUGCAAUGUUAAUCUAAGAAAUUUCUAACAGAACAGGAAAAAUGUGUUUCUCAAUGCCUUUGCAUUUACAUUUCUAUAAAUGAGCUAAAUCAAAUCUUUUAUAAGUCAUAAGCUCUAUGCACUUGUUACAGAAGGUAGUGUAAGCUAGCAUAACUUCAUUCAUUUCAAUCAGUUAAUAUGGGUUGAAUUCCUAACAUAAAUUACAGGUGAAAACCAAUUUCAAGAUCAUCACAUACUAUACAAACUGACCUUUUAUGGUCACCGUUCAGCUGGGGACAUUAAGCACACUUCAGACUUUUCUCUCUAGCAUUGUCCAGGAACAAACACAGAAGUGUCUUCUAUCAGCUGAAAUUUGCAUACAGUCUACAAAAGCUAUUCUGAAAAUCACACAUGACAUCCAAACAUUCAAGCAUGUUUUUCCCUACUGAUUGUUUUGAGCCUACUGUUUGCAGCCGGGUUUUCUGUGUCCCAUCUAGCCAUUUCUCUAGAAACUACCACUGAAUGCAUAUAGCCAGAACGUGAAACCUCUUAUCAAGCCUCUUCCCUGCUUUGUAAGUCUUUAGUAAACUACUUCUGAGUAACUCACUUCCCAGUCUGCAGGCUGCCCAGGAAAGUGGUUAAGUCACCAUCCCUAAAGGUAUUUAAAAGAUAUGUACAUGUGGCACUUAGGGACAUGGUUUAGUGGUGGGCUUGGCAGUGUUAGAUUUGUGGUUAGACUCGAUGAUCUUAAAGGUCUUUUCCAACCUAAGUGAUUCUAUGAUUCUAUUUUCAAGCUUUUAAGGCAUUCAGAUACAACAGUGAGGGAGGAGGCUCAUGUAGGGUUUAUAAAAGGCUACAGAAGAAAAUGCCAUUGACAGUAUUUAAUUUCUCCCUUUGUAACAGACAUGAUUUAGUUCAACACUAAUUAAACUAAAUGCAUAUGUACCUUUUAAUUUAUGUUUAUGUACCUAUUCCAGAAUUCAGUGUAUUAAUACGCCUAUAUCUACUAUAAUACAUUAAAUCAAUGUGUGUGCACAUUUUAGGCACUUAUUUGUAUAACACUAAUUACUUCUAUAAAUCUCUGCAUCAAUAAAUGCUUCAAUGUAUGCUGUAUCUGCCAUUGUGUCAUAUACAUCCUGGGUAUAAAGGUAAAAAGGCACAGUAGACUCUAGAAAAGCUGCUGAUAUGAACAAUAAAAAUGGCUUCAGUCAAGGAGAACCAUUCUCUCCAUACUGGUGAAGAGCCUGGAGCCUCCAAAGGAAAGAAGAAAACAGAAUCUGUCACUCUAGCAGAAGUGGUUUUGCAAUGCCUCUACAAGGCCUGCAAAGUACUUCUGUCAGUCGUUACAUAUCUCCAGUAUAUUUAAGUGAGAGACACAGAAUUCAAACUCUGGAGAUACACUCAUAAAUUAUUGAAGGGGUUUGAGGAAUUUUAUGCCAAGUUCACCUGGGGUAGUCAUAUCCAGAAUACUAUUCCCAAGAAGUGAUACCAACAGUCAGGAGGCUAAAGCCAGGGCUGUGCUGGCUAUGAUUUAAUGCAAAUUCCUGUUGACAGUAGCAUUUACUGCAAGCUGUCCUUCCCUUUGGCCACUCUUCUCUGUUCUCAGUUCUGCAAGUCUUUAAGGAUGUGAAGUUCAUCAGACCAAGGCAUUGGAUCCAGUCAAAAAGUAAUGGAGAAAAAAGAAUGAUUCAGCCAGAUGCAUUCACAAGUCUGAUUCACCUGACAGUCAUGCACAUAUGUCAGCAGGGAGGAUGGGAAGAGGAAUGGCAUAAAGAGGCAGUGUAACUGACACCAGCUUAAAAUGCAUCGUUCCAAGUGCUCCUAAAAGUCAAGACUUAAGUUACUUCAUCCUAUUUCAGUAGCAAGAAUAUUUCAUUGGUUCACUUAUUGGUCAUGUCCUUAGUUUUCCAUGAAUCAGUGGGCACAAAUGUGUUCUAGAAAUUGUCAUCAAAAACCGUAUAAAACUGACUGACCUCUACGUGACUGUGGGCUUUGUGGUUUCAUUUGUAGAGAUUAUCUCACGUCUCCACAUCUUUUCUCCUACAUCCACGGUUUCUAGUACUGUCCCUCAAUAACAUAAAAUGUUAUGUUAACCAUUUUUGAAAUUCAAACUGCUUUCUUUUAAGCUGAUUUUCUUUAAAUGACAUUAAAUGAAUAAUUUAAAAGAACAAAACAAAACAAAAAGACCAGUUUUUGAAAACAUGCUGAAUCCACCUCUAGAGAAUGUAAGCUGCUGUAGUCACUGUAUCUGACAAUGGCUGACCAAUGCCACUGAUUUUUUUCGGUAGUGACAGGAGUUCUUGAUCCCAUCAGCAUGCUCUGUUGUUGAUGGCAAAAUUAUUCCUUUUGGUGAGACUGUGGACUCCUUAAAACAAGUCUCAUUGAAUUCAGUUCCAUCACGGUUCAAUUUAUGCAUCGUUUGACCUUUUCUGUAGAUUGAAUGUAACAUUUGAAUGGGUGUAGUGAGGUUAAUUUAUUAAGUAGGCAUAAUAAAUUUUCAGAUAUUUUCAAAUGAAAAUAUAUAAAACCAAUCACUGGACAAAAUUCUAUAAACAUAAAAAAGACCACAGCUACUUCCAAUAAAGAUGAUGCAGCAGAA
Molecule: messenger RNA, 5317 nt
Organism: Pseudopipra pipra
Lineage: Eukaryota; Metazoa; Chordata; Aves; Passeriformes; Pipridae
Gene: STEAP1
Product: STEAP family member 1
Exons: 5
Coding region: 190-1218 (342 amino acids)
Cellular component (GO): plasma membrane; endosome
Source: RefSeq, a predicted model, not a curated record